AUGCAUUUAUUUUGGAUGUUAAUGUUAAAAAUCUCUCUUUUAAAUUGCAAAAUAGCUGAAAAAGUGUUUUUAACAGACACUUCAGGUUUCAUUACAGUAUCAAAAUCGUGGUAUAAAGAACCAUAUAAUGAAUCUAGUACUUGCGCUGGUUCUUGGGAGUAUACAAAAUCUUUUUGGCAAACAUGUUAUGGUUCAAAUAAAACUAACCAGAAUUGUUUACUUAAGUCUAAUAGUUAUAACUUAAGUACAUUCAAAGAUGUGAACACUAUUUUUGUUAGUGUUGAACUCAAAAAUUCCUUCUGUAAAACUUCAGUUCAAAAUUGUAAUUCAGCUAUGGAGUUGGCAAUAUACUUUGGACCACCAGAUGAAAAAGCACCUAUAAAUCUAUAUAAAACAGAAGUGAUUCCACGUGAAAUUAAAAAACAACAGGGGAAUGAAGAAUUUUAUUUAACUAAGGAUCUUUUUUCAUUUAAUAAUUUUAAAAAUACUGAUGUAGUUCAGGUAGCAAUUCGAGCUAGUAAUUACUGUGGGGUAAUAAUUGAUAUUAAAAUAUAUUAUUAUGUUUGUCCAACCACAACUGAUGUACUGGUUACUUUUCCGAAAAGAGCAUCUCCUCAUGAAUAUAAUUCUCCGUUGAGGAUUGAUGGAGAAUGUAUUAAUGGAUUCUUUGAAAACAACAUUAAAAGUUAUAUGGAAUGUUUUUCAAAUGGAGACUAUCAGGUUUAUGGAAAGUGUAUAUGCAAAGAAGGUUUUGAACCAAAAGAUUUUUUGUGCAGAGAGUGUAGCAGUGAAUCUUUCAAGCAGAAUGUAGGCAAUACACCUUGUCAGAAAUGUGGUUUAAAUUCAAAUUCUUAUAAUCCAUGGACAUCAUGUAUAUGUCAUCUAGGAUAUUUCAGAGCCAUCAGAUCUGAGAAGAAUUACUCAGAAACUUGUUACAAACCUCCUUCUGUUCCAGAAGAUAUAAAUGUUUUUAAUAUUACUUCUCAAUCUGCUUAUUUAAAAUGGCGUCACCCGAAGGAUGGCUCAGCUGUUAAUGGUUAUUAUUUUAUUGAAUGUGUUACAUGUUCCGAUCAAGAUACGUUUCCAAAAAAUACUACAAAAACUGAAAUUUUUCUACAUGGAUUAGGUUCAUUUGGAGAUUACAGCUUGAAGAUUAGUUACAGAAAUUUUGUAUUUAGCUUGACAAACAAAUUUUCUUCUGAAGUUGUUAAUUUUAAAACUUUAACUGGCAAGCCUGGGGAAGUUCAAAAUUUCCAAAAAAAGUUAAACCAAGAUUCUUCUGUCACCAUAUCAUGGAAGCCUCCAUUCUCAAAAGGAGGACCUAAUCUUAAAUACUCAGUCAAAUAUGAUGGUAAAGAAAUUAUUACAUUCCAAAAUUCAACCAAUAUAAAGUCAGGUGCUGAAGAUAGGACUUACAAAGUGGAGAUUAGAGCUAUUACAUCAGUAGAUGGCAAGGAGUUGUAUGGACCAGCAUUGAUGGUAGAUGUUCAAGUUAAAGGUGGAGUUAAACUUGGUGCUGCACUAGGUGCAGCAUUUGGUGUGCUGUUUUUCAUCGUUCUUCUUUUUAUUCUGGGAUUAUAUAUUUGGAAAAAAAGACAUCCUAUGUAUUUUCAAGCUGUUCGAAUGGAGGAUGGGACAGUAAAAUUACCUAGUGGACCCUUUAAAAGUCAAGGCAAAGUUUAUGUUGAUCCAACAACAUACAAAGAUGUUGAUGAUGCUGUAGAGGAAUUUGCAUAUGAACUUGAACGAAAAGAUUUGAAGUUUGGAACUUUAUUAGGUGGAGGAGAGUUUGCUGAGGUAUACAAGGGAACUUUACUAAGAGAUGGCAAACCUAUUGAUGUUGCAAUAAAGAUAUUAAAAAAUGGCGCCUCAAAACAUGACAGAGAUGACUUCUUGGGUGAAGCUGCAAUAUUAGGACAGUUUGCAGAUCAAAAUGUCAUAUGUCUUGAAGGAGUUAUACUCAGAGAUAAACCAAACCUUAUUGUACUUGAAUACAUGGCAAACGGAGCAUUAGACAAGUUUUUGCAGGAAAAUGACAAUCAGUUUACUACACUUCAGCUACUUGGCAUGGCUCGAGGGGUUGCAAGUGGAAUGAAAUACCUUUCUGAAAUGGGUUUUAUACACCGAGAUCUUGCUGCUCGAAAUAUUUUGGUUGAUGAGCUUAAGAACUGCAAAGUGGCAGAUUUCGGAAUGAGUCGAAAAAUAAAUAUAGAUGAAACUUAUGAUACAAAGGGAGGCAAAAUUCCAGUUCGGUGGACAGCACCAGAAGCAGUUCAGUUCAAGAAGUUUACGAGUGCUUCUGACAUGUGGUCGUACGGUGUGUUGUUGUGGGAGAUUAUGUCAUAUGGAGAGAGACCAUACUGGGAAUGGGGAAACUAUGAGGUGCUUGAAAGAAUCAAUUCUGGAUACAGAUUACCUCCACCUAUGGGUUGUCCAAAAGUUAUACAUAAUCUUAUGUUGAAUUGCUGGAAUAAAGAUCGGUCUAAAAGACCGAAGUUUUCAUCAAUUGUUAUCUUGUUAGAAAAAUGGAUUCGCAAUUCUGAUCUUUUAACAGAAAUUGCACCAUCCGUAGUUACAAAAGCAGAUGAAAACUUAGAUUAUUCAGUUUUAUUGACUAUAACAAAAUGGUUAGAAGCAAUUGGAAUGGAAAAGUAUGCUACUAACUUUCUUGAUAAAGGUUAUGCAACUCCUCGUCAAGUUAUAGGUUUGACAAUUGAUGACUUAGAAGAACUAGGAAUAGGGCCGAUUGGUCAUCGCAAAAAAAUUUUUAAAAUUAUCCAAAGUACAAAAGCCCAGAUUGAAGGUGGUUUUAACAAAAACAGACAUGCAAGCGUAUCAUCUAAACUAAAGUUAGUUCCUUCAUUAAAAAAGUAA
Hydra vulgaris (swiftwater hydra) is the source of this 2874-nucleotide messenger RNA. RefSeq names its product ephrin type-A receptor 8-like. Gene Ontology annotation, biological process: ephrin receptor signaling pathway; axon guidance; protein phosphorylation. NCBI's taxonomy places the organism in Eukaryota, Metazoa, Cnidaria, Hydrozoa, Anthoathecata, Hydridae. Gene Ontology annotation, cellular component: plasma membrane; dendrite. Gene Ontology annotation, molecular function: ATP binding; transmembrane-ephrin receptor activity; protein binding. The record is from RefSeq and is marked provisional.